AACGCUUAGAAUGUCAAUUUGCUACCUAGCUUAUAAAUUAAUCUUUUUAGCAACCUAGCGAGUUGUCAAUGUCAUACAGUAACGUUAAUAUUGUAACGCUGAUGAAAACUGCCGAAGAGACGGUAACUUAUUUUAUUGGCGCCGCUUGAAAUGGGACACUGGUUAACUGUUGCUGGUUAGCCAGUCUGCAGUGCAGUAGCUAAGUUAGCUAACCGUUCGUUUUCACCACAACGCAGGUAAUCAACGUGUCGACCUUGGGAGUCAUGUGACAAAAAGCGCUGCCUUACCGAGAGAGAAGUCAAAAUCCAAGUCCACAUUUCCAUCCACCUGCACGGGGACAAUGGGGAAGUAUUUUGUCAAUGAGGUGGACAUCAAGAGCACAUGGGACCAAGUUUUCUCUGCAUUCUGGCAGAGAUACCCCAACCCGUUCAGUACCCAUGUUCUCACGGAGGAUGUGGUUUUCCGCGAGGUGACAACGGACCAUCGGCUCCUGACCCGCCGCCUCCUGACCAAAACGAACCGGCUGCCCCGCUGGGCCGAGAGGAUCUUCCCCGCAAACCUGGCCCGCUCCGUCUACAUUUUAGAGGACUCCAUCGUGGACCCCCAGAACAAGAGCAUGACGACCUUCACCUGGAACCUGAAUCACACCAGACUGAUGACGGUGGAGGAGCGCUGCGUGUUCCAGGAGUCCCAGGACCGGCCAGCCUGGACCCGGCUCAGCCGCGAGGCCUGGAUCGUCUCCGGAGUGUACGGAUUCUCCCGGCCCAUCCAGGAGUUUGGCCUGGCCCGCUUCAAGAGCAACCAGACGAAGGCGCUUCGGGGCCUGGAGCUGGCUCUGUCCAACAUUUCCGGUGUAGGUGCAGGAGACUCGUCGGCGAGGCCACUCAGAGGUACAGUGAAGGAGGCCUCUGAGAAAGCCAAGGAGGCAGCGCUGGAGAAGGCCAAGACCCUGGCCUCGGCCGCCUCUCCCCAGAAGCCCCAGCAGUUUGUGUGACGUGGACACGCACAAUAACGCACACACAGGCGUGUGAAAACAACCUCCCCCUCGACCCCGGCCCUCCUGGGGCCCGAGUUUUCCUCCGCUCGGUCCCCUGGUCCCGGUCGCUCUGACCUCAGACGCUCAGCGAGGAACCAGCUGACCUGCAGCUGGAUGGGACUCCCAUAACCUGUUUAUAAUCCUCUCCCUGCUGCUAACUCAGGUACUGUACCGCACAGACAGCCCUCACACUGGAGACGUCUGCGUUUACUGCCCAGCAGCUCUCCGUUUACACACCAAGUAGUCUGUAUUUACCCUGUAUGCAAUGUGAAGACAAUCAAGGACAAACAAAAAAGACUAGUAUAAAAUUAAUUUCAUUUGUUUUGCCUAGAGUCAUGAUGAUGCAGGUCUUUUUGACAUCGUCUUGCUUUCAAUUUACAUUCUUGUAUCUUGGGGUUUUGUCAGUGUUAUUUGUCAAAAAAAAUAUCUGAAAGCAUUCCUUCUAGUUGGUGAAACUGACCCGAUUUUUUACAACCUGUUGUGGAGGAAUUUUGCUGUGAGUGAACAUGUUAAAUUAUAGAAUGAGUGAGAGAGUGACUGCAAUUUAGGGGUUAAUUAACUUUAAGUUAUACAUUUAAGGUAAGAAUACCUUUCUUUCAUUUUUCUAGGACAAAAGAGUUGUAUAGUGGGGGGCGGUGUAUAAAGUAAAAGUGCAUUGGAAUUGUAUUGGUUCAUGGAUGGUUUCUGUCAUGGCUCAUGAAUUGAUCCUUUACUCUGUACUUACUCUGUAACAUAAUCCUUAUAGAUUUCAAGGUUGAGUCCUGAACAGUAAAUGGGAGAAUGGCAGGUCUGUGCAUUGUGCAGUGACUGAAUAAAAAAAUCUUUCUUGUUGA
Molecule: messenger RNA, 1869 nt
Organism: Conger conger (European conger)
Lineage: Eukaryota; Metazoa; Chordata; Actinopteri; Anguilliformes; Congridae
Product: PRELI domain-containing protein 1, mitochondrial-like
Exons: 6
Coding region: 341-994 (217 amino acids)
Biological process (GO): phospholipid transport
Cellular component (GO): mitochondrial intermembrane space
Molecular function (GO): phosphatidic acid transfer activity
Source: RefSeq, a predicted model, not a curated record